AUGAAGACCAUUUUGGCCAUCCUCGGUGGCCUCGCCGUCGCCGGCCUCGCCUCUCCAGUUGUGGAUAUCCAACAGCGCGCCACUUCCAAAUGUUUCGCUGGCACCAACCUGUACUUCCUCCAAGGCCUCUCUGAUGCCGACCAGGACAGCUACAUUGCCAGCAUCAAAGACUUUGGCGUCAAGGUCGUCCGCGUGUGGGUCAAUGGCCAGAAUGGCGACGGCCACUGCGAGAAGGGCAGCAAGAUCGUUGUAUCUGUGCCCGACCUGGAGACUACGCUGCUCCAGUAUCACGAUGAGACCCUUGAUGCCUUAGACAAGGUGAUCAACAAGCUAGCCAAGAACGGCAUCAAGGCGCUCGUCUCGCCCCACGAUGCCAACAGCCUCCAGUCUUCUCGCUCGGAUGCUUACAACGCCCGCUUCGGCUCGGGCUACUUCUACGAGCAGCAGGAGGCCUUUGACAUCUACGACAAGCGCCUCACGCACAUCCUCAACUACAAGGGCAAGUACUCGGGCAAGGUCUGGAAGAACUGGCACGAGGGCAUCAUGGCCUUUGACCUGCAGAACGAGCCUAUGACCACCAAGACGUCCGAGUGCACGAGCGGCGACACCCACGGCUGGGCCUGCGGCCGGGCCAAGCACAUCCGCCAGGCCCUCGGGGCUGACAACCCCAUCAAGGUCGCCACGGGUGGUUUCGGCGGCGACAUCGUGCACGGGUGCAACUUUAUGGAGGCGGCGACCAAGUGCGACGCUAUCGAUCUGAUCUCUGUGCACCGCUAUGCUGGCGCAGAGGCCAACAACCCGAACCAGUGGGCCAACAACGAGAAGAACUGGAUCAAGCAGGCCAACGGCAAGCUCGUCUACGUCGAGGAAUGGGGCGUCAACACCGACAGCUACGACGCCUCCAAGGAGUACCCUGCCAACAUGCAGGACAUGAUCAAAGCCGGACUGCCGCAGCUCUACUGGCAGAUCCUGCCCAAGAAAGUAUGCGACUACCAGAAGGGGUCUGAUCCGUAUGGCAUCCAUAUUGGAAGCGGCGUGCCUUUCAAGGAGUGGAUUGGCAAGAUGAACAGCGCCAACGCUGCCCAGGACUGGUCGUCCCUUGGAUUCUAA
Messenger RNA from Thyridium curvatum, 1110 nucleotides. RefSeq lists its product as uncharacterized. Lineage: Eukaryota; Fungi; Ascomycota; Sordariomycetes; Thyridiales; Thyridiaceae. Gene Ontology annotation, molecular function: hydrolase activity, hydrolyzing O-glycosyl compounds. The record is from RefSeq and is a predicted model, not a curated record. The transcript has 4 exons. Bases 1 to 1110 code for a protein of 369 amino acids.